AUGGCGUUUAGACGACAAACUGUGUUUUGCCUGAUGAUCCUGACCUGCUGGCCAAUCGUCGGCCGAGCGGACGAGUUUCCACAAUGUGCCAAUGCCGAUCCUGACAGUUUUGUGAUGACCAUUGACGACUGUGCCGCCUACAUUUACUGCAAUGGAGAGGAUUCCUUCCGGGACAGUUGUCCGGAGGAGACGUAUUUUGACGACAAGACUCAGGAGUGCGUCUUUGACGACGCCGGAGUGUGUCUUAAGGGAUUGGAGACCGAAGAGUCUGGGGAAGUGCAUCAGCCAGAAGCAGAGGUGGUAGAACAGCCCGAAACAGAAGAAGUCGUCGAGCCUUCCACGACAUCUGUGCCCACAACCGCCCAAGUAAUAAAUGUUCCCACAACCGCUGCCCCGCUCCCUUCCCGUCCAGCUGCAACUCGUCCCAAUUGCGACUCCUCCAGGGAUUCCGUCCACCCUCAUCCCCAGCGCUGCGAGUACUUCUACCGGUGCGUGGCGGGCUUCCUAACCAUAGUCCGGUGUCCCUACGACUACGCCUGGGAUUCGCCCACGGACAAGUGCCGGCCAAAGGCACAGGCCAGUUGCUAUAGUUUGUAG
Molecule: messenger RNA, 597 nt
Organism: Drosophila bipectinata
Lineage: Eukaryota; Metazoa; Arthropoda; Insecta; Diptera; Drosophilidae
Cellular component (GO): extracellular region
Molecular function (GO): chitin binding
Source: RefSeq, a predicted model, not a curated record